AACACGCUCCCGGCAUAACCACAACCAAACUCGUAGAAUACAAUCCGAUGAAAACAAUAGUGUGUGAAUAUGAAUCAUCAAACCAGUAAAUCGUGUUCUGUGUCAAAAUGUAGUUGUGUAGGAAGAAGAAUAUAAUACAUGAAAUAGUGAUCCAACCUAUAGAAUAUUUUAAAGUAGCGAAUGAUAUAAGGACCUUUAAUAUUGUGGUAUUGAUCAAGAAAUGUUUAUGCAAAUAAAAUAACUAAAAAUCUUUAUUGGGAUAAUUUUCGUGACAAACUUCGCGUGUGAACUCUAGGUACAAGAGAGCCAAUAACAAUUUUAGCAGUGUUUAAAAUAAAUAACUACGUAGGUACCCACGUUGAAUUAAUGUCCCUCGAUAUACGAUGUUAUAAUAUUCUAUAUACAUUCCAGUAUUCCGUGAAGGUCACGCCUUGUUGACUCUACCAAAGUCAACUCAAUGUGUCCAGAAUCUUUUCUUAUUUGAAGCUUUUACUUAACCUUUCUAUACCCUCAAUUCUUUUAAAUAUGAAAUUUUCAAUCAUUCAUUGAGUAGAGUGCUCAUAAUCUAAUAAUUAUAAACUAUUUUUUGGUUUAAUCAAAUGGAAAAUCAGUUUAUUUAAUUCAAAGAAGCUAAAGCAUGGCAUAUAAACGUUAGCUCGUGCUGAAGCCAGACAUUACACAAGUUCAAUGACAUCACUAAAAUAUCGAUUUACAUAACACAUGAGUACAAUUGUAUCGUAAUGAUAGAUACUGUUGCUCGUGUAUGAUCGAUUUUUACAUUAUUAGAGCAAACGAAAACAAAGUGCUUCAGUCAAUUGGCUCAUUUAUGCGAUAGAGCAGGUGAUAUCACCGCAUAAUAGACGCAUUGACGACGGCUGGGUGCUCGGCGCGCCGCUAAUGUGUGCGCGAGAUACCACAAUGUUUGCUUUGUGAUAAUGACGGGAUUCUGCGCGCGCAUACCGGCAUCGUACCAAAACGCUGACCACGUGCUUUUCACCGUGCCUCGCGGACAAUAAUAAUUAGAACUGAGAUAUAUAUACAGAUAGAUACAGUGCGCAAAAGUGUGAAUAUUACGUCACGUAACGUGUUGGUGAUUAUUGUGAGUGCAAUAUACGGAGUGUGUCGGUGUACUGGUGCGCCGAUAUGUUGUUGCAUGGUGACGUAGCGGGAGGGCCUGUACAACGGAGGCACUUAGGUCUCUUAGGAGUUCUAUGCUCUCGUGGAGUACAGGCCGGGGCAGCGCGAGUCGCUCGCGCCCGCCGCCCGCGAGGCCGCCAGUACUGCUCGAGGAGCAAUCGAGUGACGAGGACAGUGACCAUGAUUCCCAAGGGGCGCUGCUCGCGGGCGCCGUCGCCAGGGCUAGACGACGACAUGCCGUAAAGUUUAAGAGGAAGUCAAAGAUUGCCUUCAGAACACCAAGACGCACAAGCGAAAGUGCCGGCGGUGCGCGAGUGAUUCGCUCGACACCUGACUGGAGUGACACUGCCAUCAGCAGCGAGCAUCUCUGGGCACCCACGUCUGUCUCCGGAGACUUCUGCUACGUUGGAGAUGCUGAAUGCCAGAAACACGGAUCUCGAAUGAAAUGCUCAGCCUGCAAGAUCGUAGCACACCAGGCCUGUAUAGAUAUCCUUAUUGACCGGGUGCAGUUCUCAUGCAAGCCUACCUUUCGGGAUGUGGGGGUUCGGCAAUACAGGGAGCAGACCCUCACUCACCACCACUGGGUCCAUCGCCGUACAGAGAAGGGCAAGUGCAAGGCAUGCGGCAAGUCAUUCCGGCGCCGCUGCUGUGGUUGGUGCCUAACACCCCAAAGAUCUGUAGACAAGGCUAUUGAAUUACAUGACGAAAUAGAAGAUCGUUCACUUCAAGCAAAACUGUCAUUUAGUUCUAAAGAAAUCGUUGCACUGAGUUGUUCCUGGUGUAAAGAUGCCUACCACAAUAAAGAAAGCUGCUUUAAUUUACAAAGGAUAGGAGAAGAGUGUUCAUUAGGUACGCAAUCCAAUAUAAUCGUCCCGCCGUCGUGGAUUGUGAAACUCCCGAAACGGGGUAGCUUUAAAUCUUCGUUAAGAAAAUCUCCCAAAAAGAAGAAUACAGCGAAAAAAAAGGGGAAGGAUUCCAAAAGUGAACAAAAGACUUUUGUAAUAAAACCAAUUCCAACUGCCAACGUGAAACCCGUGCUGGUUUUUAUUAAUCCGAAGAGUGGAGGCAAUCAAGGGGCGAAACUAUUGCAAAAAUUUCAAUGGCUUCUCAACCCCAGACAAGUGUUCGAUCUAACCCAGGGUGGACCAGGACCAGGGUUAGAGAUGUUUCGCAAAGUACACAACUUGCGGGUACUGGCAUGUGGUGGCGACGGGACAGUGGGCUGGGUUCUAAGCGUACUGGACCGCAUCGGAUCGCGACCAGCGGUGGGCGUGCUGCCACUGGGAACUGGCAACGACCUUGCAAGAGCGCUCGGCUGGGGCGGGGGAUAUGAAGAUGAGCCGAUUUCAAAAAUAUUGGCUCAUAUCGGUGAGAGCGACACCGUGCUACUGGAUCGCUGGCAGUUGAAGGUCGAGCCGAACGAGGCGGCCUCGGGUGAAGACACAAGCAAUGCUAAACCGGAGUUGCCGCUCAAUGUUGUCAACAAUUAUUUCUCUUUCGGCGUCGAUGCGCAUAUCGCUCUCGAGUUUCAUGAAGCGAGAGAGGCACAUCCAGAGAAAUUCAACUCUCGCAUAAGAAACAAGCUUUUUUACGGCACCGCUGGUGGCAAAGAUCUCAUGCAGCGCAAAUGGAAGGGUCUCGCUGAAUUCGUCACAAUGGAGUGCGAUGGGAAAGAUUAUACACCUGUGCUUCGAGAGCAUAAAGUACAUGCAAUUGUUUUCUUAAACAUUCCAAGCUACGGGGGUGGAACUCACCCUUGGAACAAGUCGGGAGGAACUUCCGAGCCCUCGACUGAAGAUGGUUUAAUAGAAGUAGUAGGAUUGACCACAUAUCAAUUGCCAUUAUUACAAGCUGGCGGUCACGGUACAUGCAUCACUCAAUGCAAAACUGCUAAGAUCGUAACCACCAAAGUAAUUCCAAUGCAAGUUGAUGGAGAGGCUUGCAGACUCGCGCCCUCGGUCAUCACAUUGUGCAGGUUAAACCAGGCAAUCAUGCUUGCUAAGAAGAAGCCUGGAAGAGUAUUAGCCCCCCUAGCGACAAUGGAUAAACUGUCACUCACCGUUAAUCUCAUAACGAUGGUUGACUAUGAGCGUCAUCAUUACGAUAAAGAACUAUUAGCUAAAACAGCGGAACGGAUCGGCACUUUGGAAGUGAACCCAGCAGCUGACUUAGAACAAAUGCGAACUCUCAUUCAAAACAUGAUCAAAGAAUCUCAAACAUACUCGAAUCUUGUUGACUGGUGGUUCGUCGACUCUGUGACAGCUGAACGGUUCUUUCGAAUCGACAAAGCUCAAGAGAACCUCCACUAUCCUACCGACAUCGGACAUGAAAACAUUUAUAUCCUCGACGCGGCACCACUCACUCCUGAUACUGAAUCAACGGUUCACCCUGACACCACCGCAACAGCGUCUUUAGAUCGUACCGGGCCAUCAGUGUCUCUAGACACAACCACAGGGCUAUCGGUAUCGCUGGACAUAUCACAAAGUGUGGACACUCCCAGUGCCGGAGUUUCUUUGGAUGUUCCAGAAUCACAUGCUAGCGAAUCGGGGUUAGGGAGCCCAGCGCGAACCUCAGAGGAAAUGCUAUCGCCACAAACGCCGCCAUCAGGAAUGCAGUCCCAGUCCACGCCUUCCGCCCCAAGAAUAUCCGUCCUGCCAUCAUCCAAAACAUCGCCUCAUCCCCCUAAAAUACCAUCAAUACAAGACAACUCCCCACCCCUCUGCACUAGUCCUCCAGUCAAAGAUCUGCAAGCUAAUCGCGAAUCUAUUGCACGGUUUAAAACCGUUCACGAAAAGUUGUUUGGAUUUGACCAAGAAGUUUUGGGAUGUAGAAAUUUGUUGGAGAAAACAACUGACGCGCUACUGAAGGCUGCAAAAGUGGGCGAUUUGAAAAUGAUGAAAGAGCUUCACGCGUCUGGCUACUCGCUGCUGUCAAUCGACGCCAGCGGGCAGACGGCGUUGCACAUCGCAGCCCGCUACGGAAACAAGGAGAUAGUGAAGUACCUGAUCGCAAGUGCCCCAUCUGCGAUACUCAACAUGCGUGACAACGAGCGGGGGCAGACAGCGUUGCACAAAGCCGCAGCGCACAAGCGGCGAGCUAUAUGCUGUAUGUUAGUGGCUGGCGGGGCUUCGCUGACGCGGCAGGAUCACGCCGGCCUGACGCCGCGCCACCACGCCCUGAGAGCAGAGGAUCACGACCUAGCGGCCUAUUUAGAAAGCCAAGAACAUUUUCAAUUGGUGUCAGAAGAUUUAGAGACAGCUGUGUGAGAGGAAGACAAAAUAAUGAUAAAUCAAAGGCAAUAUCAAAAACGGAAACUUUUAAGGUCCAAACUAAACUUUGAAAUAAUGACUCUAAUAUUUUUAAAUUUUUGUGUAGGUACUCAAGCACCAAAGUGAUAUUGAGAAUUUCAAAUUAUAGUAUUUAUCGCUUAAAUAUAUUUCCAUUAAAGUGAUUUAGAUUUAUAAAUAAUCAUAGAUCUUGUUUCUAAUUAUAAUAAGGUUCUGAGAAUCAAAACUCAUUAGAAUUACUAUUUAUCUAUACAAUAAAAUGUAUAAUACCUAUUUCCUUUUAAUCUACUGCACAUAAUAUGACCAAAGUAAUAGACGAUAUUUUUCUAAAUAAUACAAAAUAUUUAAUUUUUUUCAUAAUAUUGGAACUGCUUUUUACAUAAUCUACGUCAGUUAUUAGAAAUUAAUAUUCUUAUUGUGUGGCAAUAAGAGAGGUCAGUGUGAAUACCUAAAUCGCACUUCAUAAUUUCACGCAGUAUUACAUAAUAUGUUAAUGAGUGGUUAUGACAUUAUGUGCACAUUUUUUUUAAAUAUAAUAAAUAAAUGUGUGUAAGUGAAUAUUACGACUUAUAGAACUUAUUCACUUUUCAUCCAGAAUUGGAAAACUGUUAACUGAAUGAAAUAUUGCUAUUUCGCGAACCGUCCAGUCGCGCGUUAGUAAAUUUACGAAAAUUUUCAUUGAAAUGUCUAUAAAGUUGGGAACUAACUUUAUAGACAUUUCAAUGAUAACCUAUAAUGUUCCUGUAAACGGCAUUGGCUUCUGAAUAUUUUCUUGUUUAUAUUUUCUUUAUGAAAAAAAAGAUAAAAGCUACCUAACUGGACAAAAGCGAAAAAUAGUACAUCCAGAAUUGCGCAUAUUAAGAAACAUACUUCCACGAUAAAAAACUUCUAAUUUUAUGUGUUGUCAUGUGCCGGAACCGUUAUAAAGGUAAGGCGCUGGAACAGCUUCACGCUUACUUGGUCUCAUAUCAAACUCCCGAGUAAUUUCAAUAACUUUUGUUGUACUUAUGUUGUUUAUAACUACUCAAGAACCGUGGUAUUUAAUCAAAUAUUUUUAAAAAGUAAAAAAAAAUUCAAUUCAAUAAUUCAGAGGAGAAAGGUGAUUCUAAUCGCCAGUUUAGCACCGAUUAUGUCCGAUCGAAUCAAAAAAAGCAGUUAUGUUUCUUAAUUAAGAAGUAAUAUUUUCUGAAUAAAAUGCUUGUGACAUGUGUAAGAAUGAAUGGCUAUAUAUAUAUGUAGUUCCAUUUUUGACUACGGAAUUUUGAGAUGAUCUUUACGGUGGAAGCUUUAUAGCAAUGACCUGACAUCGCAAUUUUAUCAAAGUAACAUCUAAAUCUCCUAAAUGUAAGUAUUUAAUAUUAUUUCAAUUACUUUGGAAUCUGAGUUAACAUUUUUUAUUUGUUGGAAAGAACUAUCUACGUUAAAAUAAGCCUACAGUUCUGCCCACAUAACCAACCAGUUUAAAAAAAACAUUCUAGUAGUACUCAUGCGUGUCAAGUCUAGAAAUUCAUGUGUUUUUCCGUAGAUACCUUUCCUAAAUUACUCAGUGAGAGAGUUUAAUGUAUGCCGCAUACCGCAGCUUUGCUUAUUUGACAACCAAGUUUAAUGUAUUCUUAUAAGCCUUCUGCAUUUUAUUGAACAUCGGGGGGGAAUUUUAGCAUAAUAUCUUGCACGGUCAUCUGGAUCCAUUUCAAUUUUGCUACAUCCACGCGAUUGAGUUUUCUUUGUUGAUAAGUAUUGAAGCCCGUCAUAUCUGAUUUUAGACCACUGGAGGUUACAUACACUCUGAGCUCAUUAAUUAUUAUCCUAGUCCUGCUUGAAAUUAUUGGUAUUCGAAAAGGCAUAAAGUCAAAAAAAUAUUUUUUUUAUAUGUCCACUUGUGAGAAGUACUUACUUAUGGAAAGGAUUCACGCAUUACGAUGAUGUCUAUAAUUUUUUUUUUACCUCAUUCGCCUACACUAUAAAAUGACGAAAAAGCUGCUUAGAGGUCUCUACGAAUUAUUUAUAUCCUCUUUGUACCUUUAACAUAGUGUCUGUAUCUUCUUUGAUCCAUACCUAUUAACCCGGCUUAUAUUAUGCAUACGCCUCAGUUUGCCUUCAUCAUAUUGACCGAAAGACUUCCACUGUUGGGCAAACUAUUUUCCAUAGUCCGUAAUCGACUACUUUGAGCUUUGGCAAAAGUAACUGAAAAGUCAUUUGUCAAUUGACAAGCAACUUUAUUAUAUAACGAAAUAUACUUACUUCUCUUUUAGGUAUCGUACAUUUUAAAAGCUGGCAAUUUUGGUAGUGCUUUAGAAUAUGUUAUUUUUAUCAAAAGGUUCACUCGAUCUCUCAUUACGACUGGAUAUAGAUUUUUUUAGGAGUUUCUAUACGCCAUGAUCUUGUGCUGCUAGUAUCGAGUUUCUUCCUGCGACAUGCGACCUGCGACUGCGACUGAGUAUUUUGUAAUUCGCAUGAUCAAUGAUUAGGUUUAGUUAUGUCACGUGUAGAAAGAUGAUAGGAUUGACGGAAUACUUAUAAUUGCGUGUAAAUUAAUGCGUCUUGCCUGAUAUAUAAUAUUUUACUAGCAGCUAGGUUCAGUGUUUAUUAAACUAAAUUAAUAUUUUCAUUGCAUUUUAUAAUUAAUUUACUGGACCUAUCCACUGUUAUCGGUGUUUUUAUAUUCUUCAUAAGUAGUUCUUUGAGUCCAAUAAGCAGUUAAUUCUUUAAUUCUAGGAAACAACUCCGAUUUUAACUUGUAGGUUCGUUCAUUUUUGAAAAACCAUGAAUUUCUGAACUGAGUUUUGUGAUCCAUCUCAUUUACUUUCCUUUAUUAAUUCAUUCAAUUUAUUCCAAAAAUAUUUUAACAAUCCUGAUCAACGUGUCACAGUUAAAUUAGCAACUUACAAAACAAGCAAUUCUGAGUUAAUUCCUAUACAUAAAGGAAAGCCCGAGUUGGAACUUCCGCCCAUAAAUAAUACUCUUUCUAUCCUAAUUAGUGUUUAUGCGAACCAACACUCAGGCAUUCUACGGUGGAUAACACGUAUGCGGCACGGUACAUAGAAACCAAAUUAUGUAUAGCAGCGUACCAAAUUAUGUGUUCAGCAUACUGAACUGAACUGAAGGGAAUAAUAUCAGGUUUGACAAUUGACUAUAGUUAAUAACAUAAAGACUAUUAACCAUAGUUAAUUCUACUCGAAUGAAAAUAAAUCAACCUCGUACUUAUUAAAUGUCAAUAGAAAACAAAAGGAUUUAAGUAUACACUUUAAUGAAUAACCACUAACAAAUAUAAACCCAAGAACAGAAUCAAAUCGAAGCGAAGAAAAUUUAUAUUUUUCUGAUGUCUAUUAAAGUAUUUAAGAAGAGGUGGAUCAGUGUCGCGAGUGCAUCAGUGGUCGUCAGUUUGUGCAAGUCACACGAGAAAAUGCCUCCGAAACAUUUGAAUCGUCUAACAUAGACACCGAGGCAUGAAUGAUUAAUUUAAAAAAAAAAAUUGUUUCUUAUUACAACUAACCUAUUAUUUCAAAAUUUAUGCCGCUAAAAUAAGUUUCCUUGUGUAAUUAGGUAUUAACUUUAACUAGAACUAAUAUAAAAAUGUUUACUAUAUACAAAAUAUUAUUGGCAUCUGCUUAACCAAAAUACGACUAUGUGCAUCUAUUUAGUAAAAUUAAGGUUGUAUAACUACUCGUAAGUGUGUGUAAAUAUUAUUGGUUUGGUUUUAUUCGAUUAUUCUUUCUAGCUAAAUUAUAGUUGAUUAAAAUGUACAUUAUACUUACUAAGCAAGCCUUAUUACUUAAAUCAACUUAACGAAUUGUUGUGUUUUACUGUUGUAAGAAGAUAGUAAUGUACUCUUGGCAAUAAUUAUGCCUAUUCAAUAGCGUUGUGUUAUGCCUGUUCGUCGUAACCAUGCGUAAAAAAUAAUGAAUGUUACUAGGUUACUAGGAUCUACGAUCUCGGUACUUCAGAUUUAUAUAUUUAAAUGUCAUGUGCAUUUGUAUGUCAUGUCAGUACCCUUUACUUCUAAAGUAAUUUUUCUUUUCUAUUUACUAGGUAAGUAUUCAAUUAAAUUUUUCCAUCAACUUUUGAGGGGCACAGAGGGGACAAAGGAAUUUCACUUAUAAAAAUUAUGUACUCCUAUAACUUGUAAGUAGACAUUAUCCAAUAUAGCGUGUAUCUGUAGAUCUGCUACAUGAACCUUAUCGGUAAAUUGUCUUUGAAGGCCAAAGUCCAUAUCAACAAGGCCUUCGCAGCUUCGUGCCUUUACGAAGUUUCAAAACUUAUAUGAAACAACUUAUAUGAUUAUUAUUAUAAAUCUGUUUCGAAUGUUCACUAUUCCCACGUACCCUUUGUAUGCACUUGUGUUACAUCCAUUAUCGUCUAAUGUAAUUUAAGCGCCCACUAAUACUUCAACAAUUGAAAAAAAUAUUUAACGUAGCCACCAGUGCAGCUUGAAGCAUAUCCUAAUUAUCCACCCCUAACUGCUACUUUACCACCAAUACCAAACGUGCGGGUGCAUAAAAAUCUGAGUUCAUAUAGAUUAUGUAUAAUGCUAAAAAACGCCAUCGCAUGUUUUUCUAAGAUUAAUUUUCCUUCUCGGAAUAAUCUCCUAGAAUGUACUUAACGUAGUUUUAGGCUGGCUUGGUAACGGUGGCUUGAAACAUUUGCUGUAGCCACCAGUGCAGCGAGGACGGUCGGUUAUUUCAAAUGUAAGUUGUAACGCAUCUACUAAAUAUAAAAGAUGUGAAUUUAAAAUGCAUAUAAAAAUUUUCGGAACCGACAGGAUUUGA
Molecule: messenger RNA, 9190 nt
Organism: Pararge aegeria (speckled wood butterfly)
Lineage: Eukaryota; Metazoa; Arthropoda; Insecta; Lepidoptera; Nymphalidae
Gene: rdgA
Product: eye-specific diacylglycerol kinase
Exons: 19
Coding region: 1212-4403 (1063 amino acids)
Biological process (GO): lipid phosphorylation; intracellular signal transduction; diacylglycerol metabolic process
Molecular function (GO): ATP-dependent diacylglycerol kinase activity; protein binding
Source: RefSeq, a predicted model, not a curated record